AUGCACUAUCCCACUCGUCCUGUCGACAAGGACAAGGCAGAAGCAGAACUUGCAAUCCAUAUCAAGAAGGCAACUAGUCCAGAAGAGACAGCACCCAAACAGAAACAUGUCCGGAAAUGCAUCGUUUACACCUGGGAUUACCAUUCUUCCAUGUCUUUCUGGAGUGGCCUUCGAGUACAGCCAAUCCUAUCCGAUGAGGUUCAGACGUUCAAAGCCUUGAUCAUGGUACACAAGGUCUUGCAGGAGGGACACGGAAACACUCUGAAGGAAGCUCAGGGUCAGACUGCAUGGCUGGAGACUUGUGCCAGAACCGUCAUCACCGACGGAACGCGAGGAUACGGCCCUCUCAUCAAGACUUACGUCCAGUUCAUCCUCGCCAAGCUACGAUUCCACCGACUUCGCCCCGAGUUCAAUGGAUUGUUUGAAUAUGCUGAAUACAUUACUCUGAAGGAAAUAGAUGAUCCUAAUGAGGGGUAUGAGACGAUCAGUGACCUGAUGAACUUGCAAGACCAAAUCGACUCCUUCCAGAAAUUGGUCUUCUCGCAUUUCCGAUAUUCCACCAACAAUGAAUGUCGUAUCUCUGCCCUGGUACCCCUCGUCAAGGAAAGCUGGGGAAUUUACCGCUUCAUUAUCAGCAUGCUGCGCGCUAUGCAUCGACGUGCAACCGAUGUUGAGGCUCUCGAGCCCCUUCGCGAACGAUUCGUUCAACAACACUACAACUUGAGAAAAUUCUACUACGAAUGCUCAAACCUCAAAUACCUUACUGGGUUGAUCAACGUACCCAAGCUGGGGGCUGAACCACCUAACCUCACCGACAGUGGCGACGCACCCGACCUGCCCGCACGUCCUAAGACAGCUGUCAAGUCGCCAUCUCCUCCCGCUGAACCUCAAGCAACAGCCGCCGAAAUCGAUGCCCAAGCCAAAAUGCUCAGGGAGUACGAAGAGAAACAGGCAGCCCUUCAGGCCCAGCGCGAAGCUGAGGAGCGACAGCGGUUGGAAAUGGAGGCGCAGCAGCAACGGGAGUUCGAACAACGUCAAAGGGAGCAGGCUGAAGCUCAGAGACUCGCCCAAGAACAACUUCUUCAACAACAGAUGAUGUACACCAAUCAAGCUGCACAACAGCACGCCAGCGAGCUGGAGAGGGAGCUUCUUGCUAUGCGAGGACAGUACGAGCGAGACCAGAUCUUCCUGGAGCAGUACGAUCGACGAGUCAAAGCUCUCGAAGCUGAGCUCAGCGCAAUGGGCAAUCACGUCGGCUCCCAAGUUGCAGCUAAGGAUGAGUUGAUCAAACAACUCCAAGACCAGGUUACUCUUUGGCGGAACAAGUACGAAGCACUCGCCAAGCUCUACAGCCAACUUCGAACGGAGCACUUGGAUAUGUUGUCGAAGUUCAAGCAACUACAACUCAAGGCCAACUCUGCACAAGAGUCCGUCGACAAGAUGGAGAGGAUGGAGCGGGAUCUCAAGGCCAAGAAUCUCGAAUUGGCGGACAUGCUUAGAGAACGAGAUCGUGCCCGAUUCGAGGUUGACAGGCAGAAGUCCUCGCACAAGGAGGAGAUUGAUCGUCUUCGCCGCGAACUCAACUUUGCCAACGAACGUGCAGAAGACGCAACGCGAUCGAAGAGCUCUGAAGUUUCGUCAGUUCUGUCCAGGUACAACAGGCAGAUUUCUGAGCUUGAGGAUUCCCUUCGAUCUAAGCAAUACCAGAUCGACGAGCUUUUGAUCAAGUUGGACGAAGCCUCCGCCAACAUGGAGCGUAUCAAGGAAGAGAAGGAGCAAGAAAUUCUUAUCCUCCAGGAGGGUAUGGACAGCACCCUCCAACAGCUUUCCGAAGUCCAACAGAACCAGGGAUUGCUGGACGAGACCACCAACGCCCAGAUCGAUACUCUCAUUCUGGACAACAGGAAGAAGCUCAACGAAAUCAUUGAUUCCAUCCUUCAAGCUGCGGUGCACAAAGUGGACGACGCCAUCUACGAGCUCGAGUCACCUGCUCAAGCUGGCAAUCUCAACUCUACCCCCGAAUACACUCUCUCGAUGAUCGAAAAGGCUACCAACAAUGCUACCGAGUUUGCUACCAUCUACAACCUCUAUCUCAGUGGCGAGGCUGGUGGCGACCAUGUCUCGGUCAUCAAGUCGGCCAACGAGUUGGCCCAGUCACUCGCAGACGUCCUGAUCAACACCAAGGGCAUCACUCGACUGGCCAGUGACGACGACGCUGUCGACAAGCUUAUCAACGUCGCCCGUGCUGCUGGAGAUACUGGUACUCGAUUCUUCGAGAACCUCCAGACCUACAAGCUCGACCUUUUGCAGCCUGCCCAGCGCAAGGAAGUCGCGAUGCGCAACAACAGUCAAACCCGCGUGGCUUUGACCAAAUUGUCCGAGGUGGUCGAUGGCCUCAUUUCCAAGGGAGCCAAAGCCAGUCGUGCCAAUGGCGAUCUUGGGGACAUUGUCGAGCAAGAGAUGCUUAGCGCAGCCAAAGCCAUCGAGGCUGCGACCGAGCGUCUCCAGCAACUCAUUGCCCGCCCCAAGGACUCGAGCAGGUUCUCUGCCGUUGAUCUUCAGGUCCACGACUCGAUCUUGUCCUCCGCCAUGGCCAUCACCAACGCCAUUGGUCGUCUCAUCAAGGCCGCCACCGAAUCCCAACAAGAGAUCGUCGCCCAAGGCCGUGGAUCCAGCACAUCGCAGCAAUUCUACAAACGCAACAAUCGCUGGACAGAGGGUCUCAUCUCAGCCGCGAAAGCCGUCGCCUUUGCCACCAACCUCCUCAUUGAGAGUGCCGAUGGUGUUCUUUCUGGCACUCACUCUCUCGAGCAACUUAUCGUCGCUUCGAACGAAGUCGCUGCGGCCACCGCUCAAUUGGUCGCUGCUUCUCGUGUCAAGGCCAACUUGAUGUCCAAGACGCAGGAGCGAUUGGAGGCUGCUGCCAAGGCGGUCACUGAGGCUUGCAAAGCCUUGGUCCGACAAGUCAAGGCCAUCUCUGCUCGCGAAGUGCAAGAAGAGGACGUCGACUACAAGAACAUGGCCGUCCUCGAGUUCAAGAAACGCGAGAUGGAACAGCAAGUCGAGAUUCUCAGGUUGGAGAAGGAGUUGGGUGCCGCAAGACAUCGUUUGGGCGCCAUGCGUCGUGCAGGAUAUCAUACAGACGAGACAGACUAA
Coprinopsis cinerea okayama7#130 is the source of this 3156-nucleotide messenger RNA. Its product is annotated as cytoskeleton assembly control protein. The record is from RefSeq and is a predicted model, not a curated record. The coding region runs from base 1 to 3156 and encodes 1051 amino acids. Gene Ontology annotation, biological process: clathrin coat assembly; actin filament organization; endocytosis. Gene Ontology annotation, cellular component: actin cortical patch; clathrin-coated vesicle. Lineage: Eukaryota; Fungi; Basidiomycota; Agaricomycetes; Agaricales; Psathyrellaceae. The transcript has 9 exons. Gene Ontology annotation, molecular function: phosphatidylinositol-3,5-bisphosphate binding; clathrin-cargo adaptor activity; phosphatidylinositol-3,4-bisphosphate binding.